AUGUCAUCUGAAACCCCAAUGGGUGAAACGCAAAAUGGGGAAGCGGUCGACGAUCUAGAUGGAACUCCCAAUAAUGGAAGCAUCGACAAAACAGAUGUCACGCAAGAUGAUAACGACUAUGAAGUCAGCGAGCAAGAUAAUAACGAUGAUGAAGUCAAUGAACAAGAUAAUUACGAUGGUGAAGUCAAUGAAAAAGAUGUUAACGAUGAAAAAGUCAAUAAACGAGAUGAUACUAAAGAAGAAGAAGAUGCAGAAUUAGACGAUUUAUUUGGAGAUGAUGACGACGACGACGACGACGAAGGAACGAAACCAGAAAAUAGUAUUAAUAGUGAAGAUAGUGACGACGAGGGCGUCGACCAUAGGAGUCGUCAUAGGGAAAGUCUUGGAUUGGAUGAUGACGAAGCAGAGGAGCAAGCCAUGUAUACACGAAAAUUUUAUGGUGAGGAUGCUAAUGACUAUUCUGAUCAAGAUGAGGCCGCUCAUACUUUCAAGGAGGAGAAUAUAGAGAUUGUCAGGCAUAUUAUACCAAAUAAAGCUAACGUUAAUGAGACAGCGUCUCAUAAUGAGAUCUUUUACGCCAGAAUUCCUAAUUUUCUGACGAUUGAUGCGGUUCCAUUCGACCCUCCAAGUUUUGAGGCCAAAGUUAACGAAAGAGCCAUAAAUUCGACCUCUAAGGAGGACCAAUUAGAUGACCGUCUGAUCGAUGAGAAUACCGUUAGGUGGAGAUAUUCUCGUGACAAGGACCAACAUGUCUUCAAAGAAUCAAAUACACAAAUUGUGCAGUGGUCAGAUGGCUCAUAUUCUCUAAAAGUUGGAGAAGAGUGUACAGAUAUAUUGGUCAAUGAUACAAGCAACACCUUUUUGACGGUAUCGCAUGAUCAACAAGAGUUGAUCCAAUGCUACGAAGGGGGCGAGAUCAAAAAGACAUUGAUGUUCAUUCCAACUUCUACUAAUUCCAAAAUACAUCAAAAACUAAGUAAAGCCGUUAUAAGAAGGAACCAAAGGCAAAACAAAGGCCCUGGUACAUACAUUGUUAAUAUGGAUCCUGAAGUAGAGAAGAAAGAAUUGGAAAAGAAACAAAGUCAAGUUCUAAGAGAUAGAAGGAGAAGACAGCUCAAGGAAAGAGAGAAACAAGAAUCUCCCGAUGCCGCAUUCGAAACCGGAUUUAGAAAACAAAGUUCUCCUACUUCUUAUGGAAUCUCCAGAAGGAAUGAGUACGAAGAAGAUGAUUUCUUAGUCGACGAUGAUGAAGAAGAGGAGGCUGGAUUUGAUGACGGUGAUGAUGAAGAGGAAGAGGAGGAAGAGGAAGAGGAGGAAGAAGCCGACCAAGAGAACGCAGCACGCUUAAGAAACUUGAAAAGAGAAGGUGCAGCAAUGUAUAAAGAAGAGGAAAAAGAUGAUGAUAGUAACGAGACGAAAAGGAGAAGGGUUGCCGUAAUUGAAGAUGAUGAAGACGAGGAGUAG
Saccharomyces kudriavzevii IFO 1802 is the source of this 1464-nucleotide messenger RNA. RefSeq names its product Paf1-complex subunit LEO1 (gene LEO1). Gene Ontology annotation, molecular function: RNA polymerase II C-terminal domain phosphoserine binding. Gene Ontology annotation, biological process: positive regulation of transcription elongation by RNA polymerase II; transcription elongation by RNA polymerase II. Lineage: Eukaryota; Fungi; Ascomycota; Saccharomycetes; Saccharomycetales; Saccharomycetaceae. Gene Ontology annotation, cellular component: nucleus; Cdc73/Paf1 complex. The transcript has a single exon. The coding region runs from base 1 to 1464 and encodes 487 amino acids. The record is from RefSeq and is a predicted model, not a curated record.